AUGGUCACAGGCAUGUCGGAUGCUAUGAAAAGCCGUAGUUCCGCCAUCAAGCGCAUCAUGUCAGAAGUUAGAGAGUUGCAAAAUGAUGAUACACCAGAUUUUUCUGCUGCUCCAACGGAAGAUAAUUUGUUCGAAUGGCACUUUACAUUGCGAGGACCACGAGACACCGUUUUUGAAAAGGGGCUCUACCAUGGCAAAUUGACACUGCCCUCGGAGUACCCAUUCAAAGCGCCACAUGUGAUAUUUCUUACACCUAAUGGCCGGUGGUCUGUUGACACCAAAGUAUGCGUCACAUUUACCGGCUUUCAUGAGGAGUCUUGGCAGCCUGCCUGGGGCAUUCGGACGGCUUUAUUAGGUAUUCAAGCGCUCAUGACUUCCAAGGAAGAUGAGGCUGGAUAUGGAGCUGCAAGUAUGAAUGACGAAGGUCGAAAACUUCUAGCUGAAAAGUCUUGGACCUGGACAUGCCCAUUGUGUCAAAAAUCCAAUGCAGAGCUACUUCCUGGGGAGCCGAGUCGAGCACCCAACACAGCACCACCUACCGCGUUGCCAGCUUCCGUGGUAUCUGAAAGGAUUGAAGAGCCAGCAACGUCUCCAAGCCAUUCAAUUCCUCCUGUCAGAGAGGAGCCUUUUUCCAAAGAAUCGAUGCCAGCCUCGAAUCCUCAAGCUUCUACACCGUCUAUCGCUCCAUCAGCCAUGGAGGAGGCAACCCCAAGUAUGGCGGAAUUGCUUCAUGCAAGAGCAGAGUCGUAUCGGCGCACUAUCAGCAUGAUUGAUUCCCUCAUGGGACUUAUAUGUGUUAUGCUUUUCCUGUUAGUGCUGAAGAAUAUGUAA
Malassezia restricta is the source of this 831-nucleotide messenger RNA. Its product is annotated as ubiquitin-conjugating enzyme E2 J1. Lineage: Eukaryota; Fungi; Basidiomycota; Malasseziomycetes; Malasseziales; Malasseziaceae. The coding region runs from base 1 to 831 and encodes 276 amino acids. The record is from RefSeq and is a predicted model, not a curated record. The transcript has a single exon.